This is a messenger RNA of Rosa chinensis, 842 nucleotides long. Its product is annotated as desmethyl-deoxy-podophyllotoxin synthase. NCBI's taxonomy places the organism in Eukaryota, Viridiplantae, Streptophyta, Magnoliopsida, Rosales, Rosaceae. The record is from RefSeq and is a predicted model, not a curated record. Gene Ontology annotation, molecular function: oxidoreductase activity, acting on paired donors, with incorporation or reduction of molecular oxygen; iron ion binding; heme binding. The coding region runs from base 118 to 768 and encodes 216 amino acids. The transcript has 2 exons.
AGUCAAGGCAAUGAGAUUGACAAACCAGAGGAAGAUCUUGUUGACGUACUUCUCAAACUUCAGGAGUCCAAGAAGCUCGAAUUCAACUUCACAACCGAUCAGAUCAAAGAUGUCAUUAUGGAGAUAUUCUCAGCAGGGAGUGAGACUACAGCUACCACCAUAGAAUGGGCAAUGUCACAAUUGAUGAGAAAUCCAACAGUAAUGAGUAAGGCUCAAGCCGAGGUUCGACGAGUCUUUCAAGGAAAGCCGAAAAUUGAAGAAGCAGACGUUCAAAAACUGGAAUACUUGAGAGCAGUGGUAAAAGAAACACUGAGAUUACACCCUCCAGCACCAUUAUUCCCAAGAGAAUCAAGAGAAAGAUGUGAAAUCGGAGGAUACGAAGUCCAAGCGAAAACCAAAAUGAUCAUCAAUGAAUGGGCCAUUGGAAGAGACCCGGAGAGUUGGGUUGAAGCGGAGUCGUUUAAGCCAGAGAGGUUCCUCCAUGGUGGUUCUGAUUCCAGCAUGGACUUCAAAGCGUCUGACUUCAAGUUCACUCCAUUUGGGGCUGGUAGAAGAUCGUGUCCGGGUAUUUCUUUUGGCCUUUCCAUGGUUGCACUUGCUUUUUCUCAUUUGCUCUAUCACUUCGAUUGGGAGCUGGGAAAUGGGAUCAAACCAGAUGAGCUUGAUAUGACUGAGACUUUUGGGUUCACAUGUAGGAGAAAGAAUGAAUUGUACUUGAUUGCCAAGCCUCCAUCAUCGUUUUCCUUCGCUCAGUCUGAGACAUCCUGAUCGAUCACUUCAAGAAUAUAUAUGUGUGAUACUUAAUUAGGAAUAUGUGAAAUAGUCGCCAAAUCAAGGGCAUA